Messenger RNA from Actinia tenebrosa (Australian red waratah sea anemone), 1300 nucleotides. RefSeq lists its product as uncharacterized. The record is from RefSeq and is a predicted model, not a curated record. Lineage: Eukaryota; Metazoa; Cnidaria; Anthozoa; Actiniaria; Actiniidae.
UUUAUGCGUACAUUUCUCUUCGACCUCUGCGCACCUUGCUUGUGGUGUCCAACUACACUCACCUGUUUGUGUUCUUGGAAGGUUUACAAGGGGUUUGCUCAAAACAAUGGCGUAUUUAGUUAGAGGAAGCUAUGAACCUAUGAUUGAAAAAAGCUUGGAGAGUAUUUGCUCUAAAAUGGUUGAUAAGCAAAAGAAGAUUCGCGAGACAGAAGCCAAGACCAAAGAGCUCAAAAUGGAUGCGAGGGAAGAGUUUGCUCGCGAGAGACUCGCUGUUAACAAACAGCACGUAAUUCGAGACAAAAUGCAAGAAAUUGAUGCAAGGAUUGAUAAAAUAGAAACCAAGAUUCAAUAUGAGAAAGGGAAGCUCUUUUUAGCGAAGAAAAGGGACGAGGAAAACAUAAAAACAUGCCAGAGCUUGGAGGAUAACAGACUUGAUGUUCCCUCGUUCAGUGAAAAAAUGAGUGACGCGAGAGACAGGCUUUCUUGCUUCGUGGAAGAAAUUGCAAAGAAGAACAGAAAGAUGGAUGCCAUUAAGGCCAAGAUUACUGAAGCCGAAUUGAGAGAGAAGAAAGCUAAAUUCCGAUUUUCAAACUACGAAGAAAUUAUCCGCUUGAAUGAACAAUCAACGAGGGUGAUAGCGAGGAACUAUAGACCGAAGACAGACAGGGAGUAUGAAGUGGAGAUAAGAAAUCUGAAGUACUCUCUGGAUAAGGCGGUGAAAAACUACAGAGCAAGAGAAUCUGAGCUUGCUAUUCUCGAAAAAGAAGAAAGAAAACUUGAUGCUGAGAUUGCCAAGACAAAGAAACAAAUUCUGAAUGCAAAACAGGCCCAAAAUGAAGUUCGAGGGUCGAGAAAAUGAAUUUUGAUGAAAGCGACAGGUCAAGAGUAUUUGAAGAAUAAAAACAAUCAAAAACUGGUUCAAGAACUAGACUGAUUUAAAUAAGCAAGGCUCUUGCAAAAGCCCAUCUUUACUUAUAGGCUAUGCAAAGAUGAGAAUACUUAGAAUAUAUUAAUAUAUGUAACCUACUAAAUACCUUUGUAUUCAACAGAAUUUCUUUGAAAAUACGGUUUCCAUGGAAAUGACUUGUGUCAUCUUACUAGUAUAUUUCGACAAUCAAUACAUUUAUUUCUUCAGGGCCUUACUGAGUCUCCAGAUAUUACAUGUAGUCGUCAAUAUUUAUAUAUAUUUAACGUCAAACACAUUUGUUUGUUUAGAACUUAACUAGACUUCCAAGAUGGCAUGAGCUUGUCGAGUGGAAUUCUUCUCUAAAAAUCUUAAUAAAAUAUCUUAUCGUCCUAA